Messenger RNA from Acanthocheilonema viteae, 592 nucleotides. Lineage: Eukaryota; Metazoa; Nematoda; Chromadorea; Rhabditida; Onchocercidae. The record is from the annotation of a GenBank genome assembly.
AUGUUUAAUGCAAUAGGAUCAAAUAUCGAUUCCCCCAAACAUCAGGAAGUUAAAAUUGGAUUUAUAACAUAUGAAGUGAGGCCUUACGUUUCAGGAAUACGGGUUGUUAGUAUACUAAGCAAAAAUAAUUUAAUAAGUUAUUCUGAAUCAGGUGCUACAAUAAUUUAUCCAGAUUCACGAGCACGUAUUGUAAUGUUCGGUUAUCAUCUUGAUAAAAUCGGUAUCAUAUCACUUACAACAGACAAUUGUUUUAAUUCGGUAGUAAAUAUCUCACGUCCUGAAUUUCUCAUUCAAACCGUCAAACGACUUGAUUUUGUUGCAUAUUUCGCUGAAUCAGAUGAACCAUAUCAUAUUUGCUACAAGGAACGAAUGAGCAGGAAGGAAUCAAGCGAAGAGGAAGAAGACAUGAUCAUGAUGGAUGAGUCGCGUAACUCAAUAGUUACAGAAACACCAACUCGCAUAUACUAUCUACCGGUGUAUCUGCAGAUCAGUAUUAUUUUCAUGCUCUUUUGUCUGUCUGCCUUAUUUUCAGGCCUUAAUUUGGGCCUUAUGGCUCUUUCACCUCAAGAAUUGAUGCUUAUACAAAAAUGUG